This is a messenger RNA of Maudiozyma barnettii, 1590 nucleotides long. It is a transcript of the gene APN2, whose product is annotated as DNA-(apurinic or apyrimidinic site) lyase APN2. Gene Ontology annotation, molecular function: double-stranded DNA 3'-5' DNA exonuclease activity; phosphoric diester hydrolase activity; zinc ion binding. Gene Ontology annotation, biological process: base-excision repair. Bases 1 to 1590 code for a protein of 529 amino acids. The transcript has a single exon. The record is from RefSeq and is a predicted model, not a curated record. Gene Ontology annotation, cellular component: nucleus. Lineage: Eukaryota; Fungi; Ascomycota; Saccharomycetes; Saccharomycetales; Saccharomycetaceae.
AUGACUAAUAUUCCAGAUAAAACGAUCAAACGUAAAGCUAAGAAUGAUCUGAUACGAUUUCUUACAUUCAAUGUCAAUGGUAUAAGAACUUUUUUUCAUUAUCACCCUUUCUCUCAAAUGAAAUCCUCAUUGAAAGAUGUAUUUGAUUAUUUUGACUCUGACAUUAUCUCAUUUCAAGAACUUAAAACAGACACAUUGGCUAUAUCAAAAUGGGGUAAAGUGGAUGGGUUUUAUUCUUUUAUAUCUAUUCCAAAAGUUAAAAAGGGUUACUCAGGGGUUGGUUGCUGGAUACGGAUAUUACCAGAGGAUCACCCCUGCCAUAAUACAUUAAAAGUUGUAAAAGCAGAAGAAGGAAUUACUGGUUUAUUAACUGUUAAGGUUAACGGACAACAAAUAAGAUAUAGAGAUGAUGUGAAUCUUGGAUUAGGUGGAUACGAUGAUCUUGGUAUUACAGAUGAACAAUUACUGUUAGAUCUAGAUUCUGAAGGUAGAUGUGUAAUGAUAGAACUGGCUUACAAUAUGAUUGUUAUAUGUGUUUAUUCACCGGCAAAUUCCGGCUUAACUGACGAAGGUGAAGUUUUCAGAAUGACUUUCAUUAAAGUUCUAUUUAAUAGAAUACGGAAUUUUACGAAGAUGGGUAAGAAUGUUGCAUUUAUGGGUGAUAUCAAUAUCUGUCGUGAUCUAAUUGACAGUGCCGAUUGUUUGAAUCUGGCAAAUAUUAACUUACAAGAGUAUAAUACGGGGACUAUGGUGGAAUCAAAAUAUUACUCUGAUGCAGUUAAGUUUAUAUUGAAUCCAGAUACUCCUCAUAGAAAGUUAUUGAAUAUGUUGCUAUCAGACUCGAUUAUCCCAGAGUUGGCUGAUGACGGUAUCCUAGUAGAUAGUACUCGUUAUAUACAGGGACGCGAUCGAUUAAAAAUGUAUACGGUAUGGAACACUUUGAAAAAUACCAGACCUUCAAAUUAUGGUUCUAGAAUAGACCUCAUUCUAUUGACAGACGUUUUGAAAUAUAAUAUAAAAGAUGCUAAUAUCCUUGCUGAAGUUAUGGGAUCAGAUCAUUGUCCAGUGUAUGCCGAUCUAUCAUUCGAAUCGAUAUCAACUGAAAUAAAACCCAGUAGUUCAAAAAUUCCGAAAUUUGAAGCCAGAUAUAAAUUUAAUCUUAUGAAUUAUGAUGUUCUUUCUAUGUUUGCAAAAAGGUCAAAGACGGCGCCUCUACCAAGGAUAUCAAAUUCAUCAUCCGCGAGUACAUCCAAUACCGUAAAGUAUGGAAUGGCUAAGAAGGAAAAAUCCAUCGAUACCUUUUUCAAGAUCACAAAAACUCAACGUCCAAACCGUACAUUAUCCACACGAAAUGCUGGUCCUGACAAGGGAAUAAGUCUACGUACAACUAGGAUCUCUUCAUCCCAAAGUGACGCAAAAUCUUUAAAAGAUAUCUUUGGAAGCCCUCCUCUGUGUAGACAUGGAGACGUUUGUAUUCUAAAAACUUCAAAGACAUCAGAUAACCCUGGGAAGAAGUUUUGGACGUGUCAUAAAUCUAGGGGUGAUCCUAAUGAUCCUGAUUCUUCAUGUGGGUUCUUUAAGUGGGUAUAA